AUGUUCCAUAACCCAGACAAUCAUCUUUUGUUUCAUCAGGUUUCCCCCCACGUCUGGCUCUAUAUCGUAGUUUCAUCAGGUUUCCCCCACGUCUGGCUCUAUAUCGUAGUUUCAUCAGGUUUCCCCCACGUCUGGCUCUAUAUCGUAGUUUCAUCAGGUUUCCCCCACGUCUGGCUCUAUAUCGUAGUUUCAUCAGGUUUCCCCCACGUCUGGCUCUAUAUCGUAGUUUCAUCAGGUUUCCCCCACGUCUGGCUCUAUAUCGUAGUUUCAUCAGGUUUCCCCCACGUCUGGCUCUAUAUCGUAGUUUCAUCAGGUUUCCCCCACGUCUGGCUCUAUAUCGUAGUUUCAUCAGGUUUCCCCCACGUCUGGCUCUAUAUCGUAGUUUCAUCAGGUUUCCCCCACGUCUGGCUCUAUAUCGUAGUUUCAUCAGGUUUCCCCCACGUCUGGCUCUAUAUCGUAGUUUCAUCAGGUUUCCCCCACGUCUGGCUCUAUAUCGUAGUUUCAUCAGGUUUCCCCCACGUCUGGCUCUAUAUCGUAGUUUCAUCAGGUUUCCCCCACGUCUGGCUCUAUAUCGUAGUUUCAUCAGGUUUCCCCCACGUCUGGCUCUAUAUCGUAGUUUCAUCAGGCUGCCCCCACGUCUGGCUCUAUAUCGUAGUUUCAUCAGGUUUCCCCCACGUCUGGCUCUAUAUCGUAGUUUCAUCAGGUUUCCCCCACGUCUGGCUCUAUAUCGUAGUUUCAUCAGGUUUCCCCCACGUCUGGCUCUAUAUCGUAGUUUCAUCAGGUUUCCCCCACGUCUGGCUCUAUAUCGUAGUUUCAUCAGGUUUCCCCCACGUCUGGCUCUAUAUCGUAGUUUCAUCAGGUUUCCCCCACGUCUGGCUCUAUAUCGUAGUUUCAUCAGGCUGCCCCCACUUCGGCCUCUAUAUCAUAGUUUCAUCAGGUUUCCCCCACGUCUGGCUCUAUAUCGUAGUUUCAUCAGGUUUCCCCCACGUCUGGCUCUAUAUCGUAGUUUCAUCAGGCUGCCCCCACGUCUGGCUCUAUAUCGUAGUUUCAUCAGGUUUCCCCCACGUCUGGCUCUAUAUCGUAGUUUCAUCAGGUUUCCCCCACGUCUGGCUCUAUAUCGUAGUUUCAUCAGGUUUCCCCCACGUCUGGCUCUAUAUCGUAGUUUCAUCAGGCUGCCCCCACUUCGGCCUCUAUAUCACCGUCUUUUCCACUUCAGAGGGUCAUGAAUUAGGGCCUGAUCCUGAGUGAGUAAUUUUCCUGUGCUGCCGAGUCAUUGAAGUAGAAUUCGUCAUCCAAAUCGGGGUUAGUGAUUGCUGUUCUGAUUUCCAGAAGCUAUUUUCGGUCAUGGGUAACAAUGGCGGAAAUAUUAUGUACAAAGAAAGUUAAGUUCGGUGCAAAAGAAAACACUAAAUAGCAUAAUUGGUCAGGACCCGUGAAAUGGCUGCUAUACAUGCCAGCGCCAUUCCCAGAUGGGUGUACAGAUGGGUGUAUGCUGCAUUCACGUGCUAGUCAGAACUCUUGACAUUUCUGACUUGCCAACUAGUUGUAGUUAUACACGUGCCUCAUUCAACCAGUUAGCGAGUUGGACAUUCCUGAGUUUUCUAGUUCCGACUAGGACGUAAGUGCGGCAUUACCCUGCUUAAAAAAAAAAAAAUCUCCUUUUUCAUGACUACUGGACUAUUUUAUUUGAGCUGAUUGUGCCAGACACUUUCCUCUGCCCUCACUGAGUGUUGUAUCAGAUGGCAGAGAUGUCCAGAGCAGAUCAGGAAGUAACUCCUUACAAUGGAACUAACUUUUACUAUGCUGAGUGCUGACCCCAGGCAGUUGACCCAUAAGGCCCUUGUUGUUUCCCCAGUUCAGGUUGUUGCUUCUGAUGGAUUGUCUUGUUCCUGUGUGUCGCCCUGAGCAGGCCAUGUGAGGCCAGGAGAGAGGGAGCACCUGCUGGGGGCCUGGGAUUUCUUUAGGCCCUCCCCCAAAUCAUGACAGGUAGACAGAUGAGACUGCUCACCUGUGUAAACAAAGGGUUUCUCAACAACUUUGGGUGCCAAGUAACCUUAACCUCAGUGUUGUAAAGAGCUUAGCCCCAACAAAAUGUAGCUUCUAAGAAUCCUCAAGAACAGAACAGCAGUUUAAGAAAUGACAACGCUCCUGACCUCCAAUGAACAAAACAGUAGAAAUCUGGGAUUAUACAUGCUCAUGUGAAGUCUUAUACUGCAUCACAAUGCAUCAUACCUGGAGGCUUUUGUGACCGAAAACAAUAUUUCUCUCUAUCUCCCUCUAUGCAAGGCGACCCAGGUGAGAACAGCUUGUGCUCACCACCAUGUUGUCUUUCCGGUUGCAGCCUUUCAGGGGAGCUAAAUAGGACAGUAGGCUGCAUCCUGUUUGUGAGCUGUUUGGUGCAUACAUACAUUGUAAACGCAUCGCAAACGUGCACAUCAGGAAGCGGUUGUUCAUAUGCACACGCGGGAACAGACACACACAAAACCACAAACGGCAGAGUUGAGUGUGUGCUUGGCUCAGUGGUGCAAGACUCUUUGAAACAUGGUGACAAGAAGAUGCGUUCCAUAAUGGGAUGUGGACAUGACUUUCCAUUAUACUGACAUGAUGGAAAUGAAUAACUACAGUAGAGCAAUGAACACCUACAGUGCCUGUCAGACCAGUUUCCCUGACCCACAUUUCUCAGCCAUCAACACUUUCAAUUAAAUAUCACCUUUGAAAAUGCUUCUUAUCUCCUCUGCAAAAACCUCAAAAUAAGUGACAGAUUUCUUGAGUGUUCGAAUACUCAUACUAACCGCACUAACUGUACUAUUUGUGACGUGAAUUGAGUAUAUAGUAUGCUUAUUGGUCAUAGUAUGGACAUAGUUAGUAUGUCAAAAGUUCCCGGAUGUCGUACUAAAUUCAACAAAAUACGAAGUAUACAUGUAUUGGACACUAUUUCUGUACUUUUAGGGCCCAUAAUGCAAUUCUUCAGAAAAUGGGCGUGGCUUCACAACGUUUUCAGAUUUGAAGAAAAUGGAGGAAAAUAUGCAUCCGAAGUCCGACGAGAGGGUAUACAAAUUCAUUGAACUAACUACUGACAAAUGUUAAGAAAAUGUUGAGCAAUGUAAUAAAGUAAUGACUUUUCAAAUCAGUUAUGUUACACAUGUUGGCUGACAAUUAGUAUUACAGCAGUAUGUACUGGUAUGUUAGCUAGUUACCUAAUGUUAGUUGGAUACUAAUACAUCAAACUUGAUAGGCAGUAUAUUAUCUAACUAACUAACCAACAUUAAUUGACUUGAUUAU
Molecule: messenger RNA, 3282 nt
Organism: Salmo salar (Atlantic salmon)
Lineage: Eukaryota; Metazoa; Chordata; Actinopteri; Salmoniformes; Salmonidae
Source: RefSeq, a predicted model, not a curated record